Molecule: messenger RNA, 5389 nt
Organism: Durusdinium trenchii
Lineage: Eukaryota; Dinophyceae; Suessiales; Symbiodiniaceae
Source: the annotation of a GenBank genome assembly
GGUGCCUUCAUCUUGCUUCCAAAAUUUCAUUAUUCGAUGAUGCGCCACUGCAGCAUGCACAACAUAAACUUGGGGAUUGCAGCGGUGGCCAAUGGGAGUAGUUUGUUCCUUGCAUGCUCUAGCUCGAUCUAGAAACAUGAUUAGACCCAGUGUUGUCAGUCACAAAUUGCUUUGCCCACCAAGGCUCCUAUUGGCCCUCUUGGGCUACUUUGGAGACUGCGACAAUGUGUCUUUGGCAGAUCGGUUGGUGAUUGCCUACAAAGACUUCAAGGUUUUCUGCCGCACGAACCGUGUCUUCAGCUCCCAACCCCUGUUCACAGUCAAGAGUGCAGCUAAGCUAUACUAGAUCUAUUUAAUUUGAACUGAAUGGGGUAUAAUGAAGUCAUCAAUUUUGAGAACCAGGUAUGGAAGGCAACAUCUUUGGGGGCAGAUCUGUCAGCAAAAGCGUACAAUGCGCGCGUGAUUACCAGCUGGCUAGCAUCGUGCCUCCACAUCGUACAGCAGCGUUCAGUCCCAGAAGGCCGCCUGUGCGGACUGUGGGUUUCUGAAAACGGCCAGCCUUGGCCCGACCAUGAACUUCUUUUGCCUUCUGCAGUUGCUAUGAUUCUCAUCCCAUUUCAUUGGAAAAUAGGUUGUGGUCUAGGCCUUGGCAUGUACGUACUAGAUCAUCCCCCAAGUCUCUCCUAAUCAAGCCAAGGAAUGCUUUGGCAAAGAAUUUUUGGCUGGUGGAAUCUUACCCCCGGUAUUUGCGACCUGGCACUCAUGGAUUAGGAUUUUAUUGGAUAUAUAUGUGUCCCUCCAGCUGCAUGCCAUGCACAUACAUUCACUUUGCGAGGUCACCACAGCAAGCGGAUGAAAUCUACUCUUCAGGCAUGACCUUCCUUCGUGCUCAUCGGCUUCUCACUAUCAUCUCACAAAGGCGAAUAUAUGGGUUCUUGACACACGGUUCUUCUUGUUUCACACGCGCUACUGUAGCUGUUGCAGGUGCCACCUGCUUUUUUGGAAUUGCCUGCCUAAGCUCCAUGCUUUUUGGCUGCGUAUGCGUUGCAGUUGUGUGCAAACAUGCACGCAUGUGCGUGUGCAUGUUAACGUGGCUGCUGAGGCCUUUCACCAUCAGCUACUAGACUGUAAAAAGCAGCGUGCGGGCCUCUUCUGAUAGCGCAAGUCAGAAACUAUAUAUUUGUGUGACCUCGGUCGAUGAACGGAUUAGGCCUUAACUGGCGUUUCUUCCACAAUUUCCUCGAAGAGGAUCAAAUGAAGUGGGCGAAAUGUAGCUUGGCAAUACAUGUUCUCCAAUGUUUCCACUCGUUGUGUUACUUGUGCCUCCAACUUUUCAGGUAUUUGCCAAAUUGCUUCUCGAAUCAAACUGGAGAGAUCAGUUCUUCGAUCAUCGCAGUUUAGGCGGGUAUAUAUAUAUAUGCAACUAGUUCAUGUGAUGCACAUGGAUGCAUGUGCGCAGGCUUUUGGCGAUGAAGCGGCAUAUCCGAAGGUUGAACACGCGUGCCAUGCAAGAACUCCGGAGAUAAAAAAAAAGCCGGACCGGCCUUCAGCAUGAGCAGGGAGAGGGCAGCUGCAGCUGUUUGCAUGUUCCGCUGGAGCUUGGGAUGGCUUUGGGUUCGGUUUCUCGGGAUGAUUGAAGUGAAAACCAAGAGAGUGAGUAAACCACUCACUUUAGGUAACGUACAUACUUUAUGUUAACGUUCGCGUCUACUCAGUCCUCUGGAAGGACUGGGAUAUGUUUGCCCAGACGCUCCGAACUCACAGCCCUUUCCUGGUCCCUAUGAGACCCCACACCCCUCCAUAUGAGGAUCCAGGUGGUAGAUCGACUGGAAAGGUUGCUAGUGGAGGCCCAAGACCUGGUUUGUCUGUCCUACUUUGGCGAGGCGAGGCGAAGUCCCAAUGACUCUGGUUUGAGCAGGUACAUGGAGCAGCAUGGUAUACUAUGAUGGUAUACUGUCCUCAGUACUGUACUUCUUUUUUUGAUCUUUUAUGUGUACAUAGUACAUGGCCCAGUUCAUCGCAGUACCAGCUAUAGUGAGCUUCGGUCGCCAGAUUAUUAGAUCUACCCAGACGCUCCGUUCACAGCUCGACUGGUCCCUCAAAACGUAUAGGGAUUGGUUCGACCCCAGACCCCUCCAGAGGACUCGGGUCCAGGGUCGCGUCUGGGUAAUAUAUGAAUUACGCAGUCCAUCCUCCCACUUCCUCCACCCUUCUUGCCCCAAUGGGCCCCCCUUCGAACGGAAAACGACCGACGACCACGACCGGACACGGCCAGAUGGGUCGAGUGAGUCGCUGGAGCCCCGAACUGCGCGACCUGCUGCAGCAGUGCGUGGCCUACCAGGGCGCGCCCGGCGGCGUGCGCUUGGGCCUGUACGGCGAUCACCAUGGCUUUGGCCUUUGGGAGGCAGCCGUGAGUCUGGCGUUCCACCAGGGCGACGACCAGGCCGCUACGGCCCAACGAGGUGCCGUGGGCGACAGGACGUUGCGGCACUGGUUCCUGCGGACGCCUGACCUGGGAUGCCCCGAGGGAGAAAAGAGAGCCGCAGCCAACGUCAUGUCGAGCGACAACGUCGCGAGCGAGCUGCGUUCGGUCACCGAUGCCUGUGAACUUUCCGGACAACACGUGAGAAACAAGAAGCGCAAGAAGGUGGAUGGUUCAAAAGCAGGUUGGUGGUUUUCAGUGCGGGUGGAAGAGCUGAGGCCCGGCAGCUUCCAGGACCUCCGGUGCGGCGCCGCGACAGUGACCGCUUUUUUGAGCCGGCCGGCCGUUGUCCCGUUGUCGAUGCCGGGGCGUGGGCCUGGAGGCGAAUGGAGUGGCGCUGUAGAGCAGGCCAGAUCGACCAACGGCCUAGCCCUCGGCCUUCGUCGACCGGCCGGCGGACUGAAGGACGAGGGACGAGCCAAUGAGGAGUCGACUGGCAGUCGGGGAACAGCGGCAGGAGGCCCACGGGAGGUUGUUUGUGGUCAUCAUGGGCCAGUGAAGUGGCUUCUCACUUGGGAUGCUGCCUUCAACGUCGUCUUUGGACCAGCACCUCUUGCUGUGGAGGUCACGGAGGCAUUUGUCUUGCCGAAAUUCCUCCCAGCUAUUGCGAACACGACUUGGGCUGUCACGCGCCAUGCGUGUGAUCUGACCUACUUUGUGUCAGAGAUGGUUACUGAUGUUUGGGACGCGCCUGUAGUAGCCUUUUUCGUCUUUCGAGAUGGAAAGCUCUCCCCUGUUGGCGGCGUCGAAUGGGAUGGCGCUCAACUCACCUGGGGCCCCGCCAGUUGGAGCCCAGCCACCCUGAAGGUGGGGGAUGUGGUCGGGGUGCUGGUGACCCUGCAGGGCGAGCUGCAGGGUCCCUCUUUGGGGAUUAUGAAUCUCGAGCUGUUUUGCCCCAUGGUGGAUCCACUGAAGCGCAAUCACGAGCUGGAUUGGAUCGAUGGUACUGGCAGCAACUCCAAAAAGAUGCCAACAAAAAUUGUCGGUGACUGGCUGCGCUUCGGCGCUUCGACGGCGACGCAGCGGUUGAGCCAGCUGGGGCAGAAGGUGGGACAAGCUUUCAAUGAAACCGCCAUGCGGCGAUGUGUGGCUUGUGGGGAGUCCUACAUCCGCGCGGGAAUGUGGACCUGUGCGGAGUGUACCCAGCUGGGCUGCCGGAACUGCCUGAGCGUGACGAACCUCCACGGCCCGGCCGCGCCCCGACCGGCGCAGCAGAUUCUUUGCAAGGGCUGCCAGCCUUUGGUGAAGAAGAGGUGCGCGGAGGGGAAUGCUCGGCUUCGUCUUCAAAGAAUCGACGCCUUCUUGGGAAGUCACUUGGAGCCCUACACUUAUGACCCCGAGAGCAAAUUGGAACAAACCUUGCGCCUCAGUGGCUAUGCCAUGCAAGGUCUGAAGAAAGUCUCUGGAUUCAUUCCAUGGGCACAGGCUGCUCAGGCGAUCGAGGCGGGCUACUAUUUGGUCAGGUACGGCCCGCUGAUUUUGGCCGGCAAUGAGAUUAUGGAGUCUUUCCAGCUCAUCCUCGGCCUGGCGAAGAAACUGGAGUUGCCCUCCUAUCACCGCUUGGCGUCGCCAGACUUCUUCGGAGGGCUCUACUACAGCAUGGGUGAACACUGGGGCAUGCGAGGCCGAGUCCCAGACAUGGAAAUGGCGCAGCAUGCAGCGGAUGGUGAGGUGCCAGUGCCGGACCAUGGAUUGCUGUUGACCCUUCGUCAUCUGACCCGACUCCUCUUGGUCUCCAAGGAGAGCACGCCCACGGAUGCGCAGCGCCUGCUGCGGCAAGCGAUGCCGGGCGCCGAGCUGGUGCUGGCGGAGUUCAGCGGAAGCCCCACGGUGCCCAGCUUCUUCCUGGUGUGCGCGCAUCAAGCACGGGUCGCGUAUUUGGUGAUGCCCGGCACGCGGAACUUGUCAGAUCUGGUCACCGACUUCAACGCCGCCGAGGAGCCGUUUGGCACUGGCCAGGGCCAUCGUGGCAUGAUUCAGUCAGCUCGCUGGAUGGAGGAGCAAGUGGGACCAGCCUUGAUCCGGCUUUACACCUCAGGCUUCCGGAUUACCAUCCUGGGGCAUUCGCUGGGUGCCGGAGUGGGCGCCUUCUUGACGCUCAUCCUGCGGCCGCAGAUCUCGAAUCUAUACUGCUAUGGCUUCGGCACCCCAGCCUGUGUGGACGAGCAGCUGAUGCCCAGCCUGCUGAACUGCAUGGUGUCGGUGGUGAACCGUGAUGACUUGGUACCCCGGCUGAGCGUGAAGAGUGUGCAAGGCCUCCUGGAGAGCGUGCUUUGCCCUGGGCAAGUCGCAAAGACCCAGGCAUGGAUGAAGGAGGAUUGGCAAGCGGUCAAGGACUUGGAACGCGUGGUGGAGCUACGGCGGCGAGGGCAGGUGCCGGCGGAGGCGCAAGAGCUCGGCGACGGCGAAGAGGCGACCGAACGGCUGCUGGUGCCCGGUCAAGUGAUCCACCUCUACCGCCACAAUGGCCUCGCACGCGCGGCACGCUGCGCCGCUGGACAUGAGGUUCUCACGCGCAUCAUCCCAUCACAGGAGAUGCUCCAUGACCACAAGAUGGAAUCUUAUGCUCGCGCCUUGCACCAAGCGUGUCGCCUUGAUGUGACUGUCCCAGCCUGGGAGUCCUUUGAUCAGCGGGAGCUUUGCGCCUGUUGCGAUUCGGACUUCACCUGGGCCUACGUGCUGCAGAGCGAGCCGCAGAAGAUGCUUGCGAGGCACCAUUGCUUCGCUUGCGGCCGGGUGGUGUGUGAGGGCUGCUCGCGGAAGAGGCUGGCGCACGAGCGCUUGGGCUUCCAAUUGCCGGUGAGAACCUGUGACCGCUGUGCCUUCCUGCAGUUUGAGGACGCAGACGAUGCGCUCCGGGCCUUUGCCAACGAGGAAGAAGCAGCAAAGAACUCAGCGGCCAUGUGA